AUGUGGGAUACCUCUUCUCAGGCGCUGGCAAAUUUCACUUCACAUUUUCAGUUCCGCAUUCAGCGAUACAGUUCUGGUGGGGAUGGAUACAAUUCUGAAGGCGAUGGAAUCACUUUUUUCAUAGCCCCCUUCGACGCUGAACCGCCUGUCAACUCGUCUGGGGAGUGGCUUGGCCUACAAUUGGCUUGCCAACUAGACUCUCUCAAACGAGAAAAAAUGGGACGCAUGGGUGGAUUACGCUGGCGGAGCAAAGCAGAUCCAGUCUUUGCCAGCUUGUUUGUCCUUUGCUGUUUCAUAUUCGUUGGCGUAAGCUGGAAUCGCAGAAAAAGAAUGUGCGGUGACGAGGGUAGAGAAGAAAGCGACGUGGAGCUGGACGAAUGGUUUGCUCAAGGCCCCCGCAAGUUUUCAUAUGCUGAGCUCAGUGCUGCCACCAGAAACUUCAGCGACGACGAGAAGCUUGGUCAAGGAGGGUUUGGAGGCGUGUAUAAAGGCAUUUUGCCUUCCACAAAUGAGUCCGUGGCUCUCUUGCGGUGGUGCCACCAAAAGGGCGAAUUUCUUCUGGUCUACGAAUUCCUGCCGAAUGGAAGUCUGGAUAACUAUUUAUUCGAAGAGCAAAAGGUUGUCAUGGAUUGGGAUCGAAGAGACGUGAAGGCAAGUAAUGUGAUGUUGGAUUCUGAUUUCAACGCAAAUCUGGGAGAUUUUGGCCUGGCUAGACUGGUGGGACGCGAUCAUCCAGCCUCUCAUAAGACCGUGGUGGCGGGGACAUAUGGGUACCUGGCACCCGAAUGUGUAUAUACGGGAAAGGCCAGUACAGAAUCUGAUGUGUUCAGCUUUGGAGCCGUCACUUUAGAAAUCGCCUGUGGGAGGCGACCAGUGGAUCGGAGCUAG
This is a messenger RNA of Cryptomeria japonica (Japanese cedar), 888 nucleotides long. RefSeq names its product L-type lectin-domain containing receptor kinase IX.1-like. The record is from RefSeq and is a predicted model, not a curated record. The transcript has 5 exons. NCBI's taxonomy places the organism in Eukaryota, Viridiplantae, Streptophyta, Pinopsida, Cupressales, Cupressaceae. Bases 1 to 888 code for a protein of 295 amino acids. Gene Ontology annotation, molecular function: protein kinase activity; ATP binding; carbohydrate binding. Gene Ontology annotation, biological process: protein phosphorylation. Gene Ontology annotation, cellular component: plasma membrane.